UGAGUCUAACACUCAUAAAAGUGCAUCUCUUUAUCAGAUUAUUAUCCACAAUUGGCAGCUGCAAUUAUUUACAAUGAAUCUUAACCUCUUUUUCUCACUAUAAUCAACAUCAUUAUCAUCAUAAUCCCUAUCAAGACAGACACACUCUCUUCUUCAAUUCAUCCCUUCAUCAUACACAUCUGAGUAGUUGUUGAGUUUCAACUACAAUCUUGGUGUAUAUAUACACAUGGUCUGAAGAUGAAAUCCUUGAGUGGAGUUGGGAUUGGUUUGAGUCUUGUUUUUGGGUGUCUUUUGCUGGCCCUUGUAGCUGAGCUGUACUACUUGCUAUGGUGGAAGAAGAGGGUUAUGAGCAAGAAGAGAUCAUCAUCAUCCUCAUCAAGCAAUCAAGUUACUACUCAUCAAAUCCCAGCAGAAACCCCACAGUUUUGCUACAUGUUUUGGUGCUGCAGAAAGCCCACUUCUUCCACACCUCAAGAACUCUGCUCUUCUCCCACUACUCUUGUCCACCAACCUCAAUCAAACAAGGACUUGUGGCUCAAACCCUUUGGAGACAGCAACUUCCCCAGAUUUCUCUUCACCAUCACAGAAGAAACAAGGGAGGAUUUGGAGUCCCAAGUUGGUACAAGUAGGAGGAGGAAUUUGAGUGAUUUGCUACAAGUGUUGGAGACUCCAUUCUUGACUCCUCUUGCUUCCUCCCCAGCUGCUUCUCAUGAUCACUACUUCACUCCACCUCUAACUCCAUCACUACUUCAUCAUAACAGAAGUACUAGUGCAGAAUUGAUGAUGACGGCGACGACGACGAUGAGAUCUAAUUCCUCCCCACCUCCAAAGCUCAAGUUCUUGAGAGAUGCUGAGGAGAAGCUGCUCAUGAGGUCUAAUUCCUCUCCACCUCCAAAGAUGAAGUUCUUGAGAGAUGCUGAGGAAAAGCUGCUGCUCAGGUCUCAAACAACAACAACAAGAAGAUCAUAAUUUGGAGAAAUUAGAGUGUUUCCCACAUCUGCAGCUUUCUUCACCUCACAAUCAACACAACUGCUCAACUCAAAUUUAAUCCUUGUUAGAUGUAACAUUUUUCUUCUUCAUUACAUCCAUUUUGUUUUGGUGGUAGGAAAUUAAACUUUUUCUUUUUAAUUAUUAUUUAGUAUUAGUAAUGGUUUAAAUUAAUAUUUAAUUACUUCUUCAUCCUCA
Sesamum indicum (sesame) is the source of this 1185-nucleotide messenger RNA. RefSeq names its product Putative membrane lipoprotein. The record is from RefSeq and is a predicted model, not a curated record. Lineage: Eukaryota; Viridiplantae; Streptophyta; Magnoliopsida; Lamiales; Pedaliaceae.